Molecule: messenger RNA, 1820 nt
Organism: Canis lupus familiaris (dog)
Lineage: Eukaryota; Metazoa; Chordata; Mammalia; Carnivora; Canidae
Gene: GLYAT
Product: glycine-N-acyltransferase
Exons: 7
Coding region: 286-1170 (294 amino acids)
Biological process (GO): glycine metabolic process
Cellular component (GO): mitochondrion
Molecular function (GO): glycine N-benzoyltransferase activity; glycine N-acyltransferase activity
Source: RefSeq, a predicted model, not a curated record
UUAUAUGCAAGGUCCACAAUAUGAACCUCAGUGCAGGAGACAAACCUAACCACAGUCUGCAAGACCCUACCGAACUGACAGCAUCAGAGGGAAAUUUCAUCUCCAAAAGUCUGCUCCUCUUCAUUUGUUCCUGGGGACACCUGCAAGGAUUGGUGUGGAGACAGGACACGCACCUAGAAAAACCAGGAACAUUCACCAGUCUGCAUAUCGCCCAACUGGUUAGAGCAGCAGGAGCCAAAAGUGCAGUGGAAUCUUUGUAACCUAGGCUAAAGUAUCUUCCACAAUAUGCUACUGCAAGGUGCCCAGAUGCUGCAGACCCUGGAGAAAUCCCUGAGGAAGAGCCUUCCUGAAUCUUUAAAGGUUUAUGGGACUGUCUUCCACAUGAACCAAGGAAACCCAUUCAAACUAAAGGCUCUAGUGGACAAGUGGCCUGAUUUUACAACAGUGGUUAUCCGCCCUCAGGAGGAGGAGAUGAUAGAUGAUUUUGAUCACUACACCAAUACCUACCAAAUCUACUCCAAAGACCUCAAGAACUGUCAGGAAUUCCUUGGCUCACCAGAAGUCAUCAAUUGGAAACAGCAUUUGCAGAUCCAAAGUUCACAGCCCAGCCUGAAUGAAGUGAUGCAAAAUCUUGCAGCGACUAAAUCCUUCCAAGUCAAGCAAACACAGUGCUUUCUCUUUUUCUUGGCUAAUACAAUAAAGAAACUGGUUCCUUCCCUGCUGGAUGUAAAGAAGUUAGCACCCGGUGGUGGCAAACCGAAGCCCAUCAACCAAGAGAUGUUUAAACUCUCCUCCCUGGAUGUUACCCACGCUACCUUCGUAAAUAAAUUCUGGCAUUUCGGUGGCAAUGAGAGGAGCCAGAGAUUCAUCGAACGCUGCAUCCAAACCUUCCCCACCUUCUGCCUGCUGGGGCCCGAGGGGACCCCUGUGUCCUGGAGCCUGAUGGACCAGACGGGCGAGCUGCGGAUGGCUGGUACCCUGCCUGAAUACCAGGGCCAAGGCCUUGUCUCUCACGUCAUCUAUUCCCAGGUCCAGGCUCUGGAGAAACUCAGCUUCCCCCUGUAUUCUCACACAGACAAGAGUCACAAAAUUAUGCAGAAGAUGUCCUACCGUCUGCAUUUCCUCCGCAUGCCCUGCGACUGGAACCAGUGGCACUGCACGCCUCUGUGAAGCAGCCCUGAACACAAGACAGUGUUAGAUGGGCCUGGGCCUGGAAGGACAAGAGAGAAAGAAUAAACUGUAAUUGUAACCAUCUGUAAAGGAAUGGCACUAUCUGGACCUUGGGGAAGCAGCAUGAUUGGUCAGUCAGACCACUCUGGUCCCUGCACACAAAUCACAGAUGGGCUUCUUUAGAUUUAUCAGUAUUAAGCAGCCCCUUGGUGGCCCCACAUAAUUUAGCCCCCCACACUUCUGGGAUCUUUGUGACACUGAUUCAACAGCUCCAUGUUGCCCCAGAUGGUUUCUCCUGGAAUUCCUAGUACAUGGAGUAGUAGAGCCUUAAUAAAUUUUACAGGGAGGGUAAUAUUUUCUGGGCAUUAUGAUUUAUUCCUCUUCCUUUAUGUGGCCAUUUCCUUAGUGUUCCACAAAUGUAUUCUGCUCAUUAGGCUUAUAAAGAUUAUCUUUUUCUCUGUUAGCUGCCUUAGAGGUACAUUAAACAUAUAUAUAUAUAUAUAUAUAUGAUGUAAGGUUAAGAAAAGUACACAUGAUACAGCAGGUAGAGUUAAUAAGAAAAAGGCAUUUAGCCUGUCCUCUCCUCACUCCCGUAUCUCCCUAAACCCACCUGAAACCCAACCAAUAAAGAGAUUUUGUGUUUCACUGCA